This is a messenger RNA of Trypanosoma conorhini, 3273 nucleotides long. RefSeq lists its product as uncharacterized. The record is from RefSeq and is a predicted model, not a curated record. The coding region runs from base 1 to 3273 and encodes 1090 amino acids. Gene Ontology annotation, molecular function: nuclear export signal receptor activity. Gene Ontology annotation, biological process: protein export from nucleus. NCBI's taxonomy places the organism in Eukaryota, Euglenozoa, Kinetoplastea, Trypanosomatida, Trypanosomatidae. Gene Ontology annotation, cellular component: cytoplasm; nuclear pore. The transcript has a single exon.
AUGAUCACGAUGGGGAGCAACGGUGUGGCGGAGGUGGACCUCCUCACGGAGCAGAUGUACUCCGCCCCCGACCCGGCUGCUCGCCGGCACGCGCAGGCCUCGCUGGAGUUUCUCACCAAGGAGGAGACCGACAGUCGCCUGCAGUACGCCAUUCUCCAGCAGUCCAACAGCCAGUACACCCUUGUCUUCAUGGCCCAGAGUCUGGUGCUGUGGUUUCACUCCACCCGCAAGUGGAUGACGCUGGAGCAGAAGCGAGAGCUGAUUGUGGUGCACUGCGGCGGCUGCCUCAAACGCAUGUUUGAUAGCGGGGCACCGAAACACGUGGUGUCAAGUUUGCUCGCGGCCUACGCCAAGCUUACGAAGCUGGCGUUUGAGAAGGAACCCUUACUAGAGGCGGCGGUGGAUUACCCUGUGGAGAUGUUGAUGCAGGGGCAGGAGGCCUCCCCCGAGGCCGCGCUGAGCCUGAUGCUUCUCACCGCCAUGGUGCAGGAGUUUUCGCGGUUCGAUUUCAUGAAGUCGCACACGUAUCUUACUUUUUCGGCUCAUCGUCACUGCAGCGCCAACUUCAAGGAGGAGUGUCUGCUUAAAAUUUUCCUGGCGGUGCUGAAGCAGCUGGAGGGGCUGACGCCCAACUCCCCACACGUUGCAGAGGUCGUGAAGUUGUUGGAGAGCUGCCUCCAGUUUGAUUUUCGGGCCAUCAUGAUGGAUGAGACGGAGGAGUUGCCGUUUGCGCAGUUUCCUUCGUCGUGGAAGAGCACGCUGCUGAACAAGCAGAACCUCGCCACUUUGUGGCGGCAGCACGCAAGCCUGCCCUACCCGCACUGCGCCACCCUGCUCGCGGGCAUCGUUAAUGUCUGCGGCGUGCACCGCACGCUCUUCGACUCCCCGGAGGAGCGGGAGCAGUACCUGGAGUACACCCUCAGAAUGCUGACCGAGGCGACGAUGAUACAGGACGGCCGGAUGAAGCUUCCACUGUACGUUGAGGCACUCGCCACCGCAUGUCAACGGGUCUUGACCUCGUUUGGCUACCGUGAGUUGCGUCCGCUUAACGCCUUUGAGCCGUGGGUCAGCGCCCUCUGCAUGCUGUCGGUGGAGGUGGUUUCCAUCCCGUUCGGCCAGGAGGGCAGCCUCACCACGGCCAACAACAUCCUCUCCUUCUGGGUCACCCUGACCACCUCCAAGCGGCGCUCUUACCAGGAGCACACGCUGCGCGACAUUGAGAACUUCCUCACACAGGUGCUGCAGAGUUUUAUCAGCGCGCGUCUGCGCAGCUCAGAGGAGGACGCGGGGGACCCCAACUCGGUCUGCGGCGGCGAUGGCGAUGAGCUGAUCAAAGUGGUUCUUUCCCAGUCCACCGCCUACGCAGCCAUUUGCCUGCUAGACCCCGUCACCUGCAUGAGUGACCUUGCCACCUACCUCAAUGAACGCGUUGGCCCCUCGCUGCUCGCGUCGCCGCUCUCCACAGGGUGGCUUUUCUACCUCGCCGGAAGCGUCAUGCAGCUCGUGCUCCCCAACGCGGAGGAUGCGGGGGUGACGUCGUCUUCGCAUGCCUUUUCCUUCACCGUGUGGUGCGCCAGGCAGCGACUGGGUCGUGACGGAGACCCCGCCCUGUUUGGACGCUUCGUAGAGUCUGGACUGCUACACUUCCUGACGCACCUGCAGAUGGUCUUUUCCGGCGCCCGUCACGGCGCCCUCUCGAUCAUUGUCGCAAACGUUUUUGGAUCGCCCACGCGACUGUUUCAGUUUAUCCUGGAUAACGCGGGCCACAACCUGUUGCGUGGGCCCGACGAUGCGGGGGUUGUGGAUAUCAUCCGGGCAUCCGCGGCGGUUAUUUCAGACGCCUGCCGCGAUGCCUCACCGGCGCUGCUGCAUGACUUAAGUUUUGACCUUCCUCCCAUUGCCGAACUUCCUCUGGCGCAGUCGGAGCGCACGUAUAAGUUGCGCACUGACGUGAUGAAGGCACUCUGGUUUAUCCGUCGAUUCGGACCCACCAUCCGCAAGCAGGUGGAGUCCUACCUAGCUGGUGUUGAGGUAAGCAUGCUGCGGACGCAAAAAGGCGAGAUAACAAACCCAAGUUUUGUCGCAGGAUGGCUACGUGAUUUGCGCGGUGCGUGUCGGGCGUUAAGUGAGGACGCAGAGCGCUUUAAUGAGUUUGUGGAAUGGAUCACUUACCGCUCGCAACCCUUCUUGUCUGUCCUGGAUAAGGCAGCUGACUCCACCAUUGUCGUGAAUGCGCUGCUGCGCCUUUUGUGUGAAGUCGUGACAGCCAACAAGUACGGGCUGUUUCACGUGCGCUCCAGCAGUAACAGUGCGAUGGGGCUGGUGUUUUUCGACAGCGUUUGCGGAGUAAUGAGGAAGUUAGAGGCGACUGUGUUUUCCGACUACCACAUGGCAUCCCUUUGUGGGUCCACCGCGGAGUACGAAAAGACGCUAAAGCCGUGGAUGCUUUGUAUGGAUAUCAUGAAGAAGUGCGUUCAGGGCUCCUUUGUGCCGUUUGGGGCCAUGAUUUACUACAAUGACAAGAGCUACGAAAACAACGCCCUUCGUCUGGUGCGGAAGCUCACCAUGGUGGAUCCGAGUAUGUUCAGGGAGCGUCCAAAGAUCACCAAUGUCGCGCUUGAACUGCUGCGUUCAAUGGUGGAGGAGCACCUGUACUUUCCCCUCGCCCGCCUGGAGAGCGACGAGCUGCUGAAGCUGGUGGAGAUUGUCAUCAACAUUUGCGAGGACGUGGACGCCCCCACCGACGUCCUCAUGUACGGGCUGGGCUUCCUCACCUUCAUUGCGCGUAGGGUGCAGGAGGUGAAGGCGAUUUUUGUGACCCCCAACUUGCAGCCCGCGGAGGGCGGCGCGGCCCCCCCGCCGGUUUCGCUCUCGCACAGUUUUCCCCAAAGUAUCCCGUCCCCCUCUCCGGCGUCCCGCGGCGUUCAAGGGCCGCCCACAUCGCGAUACUUGCGGGAGGCGGACGAGGAAAUCGCCCGGCGACUCGCACCACAUCAUGACUUGUGGCCGCGCCUCAUUUCCGUCGCGAUGGGCGUCAUCGCGUUCCGCGAUUGCGCCGCGAGCAUCAGUAGCGGGGUGGUGUACCCCAUUUUCGAGGCCCACCCCCCGUUCUGGUACAACUUUGUGGAGCAGUUCGUGGAGUCGUACCCGGAGCGGAAGCAGCAGGGCGUGCGUGAGGCGCUCUCCAUCCUCACCAACGCCUCGGAGACGCAGGAAAAGUUCUUCUCUGAGGUCUUCACAUUUCGUCAGGCUCUGCGGCGCCUCAGCUCCUGA